Molecule: messenger RNA, 1059 nt
Organism: Lathyrus sativus (Indian pea)
Lineage: Eukaryota; Viridiplantae; Streptophyta; Magnoliopsida; Fabales; Fabaceae
Source: the annotation of a GenBank genome assembly
AUGGAAGCUUUUACUUUGCUAAAAUACCCGAAACCAACUGAAGCAACACCUCAACCUCAACCUCCUCCUCCUAAAGAAGAAGACACCGACUACAUCGAAACCACUACCGAUGAAGAAGGAGAAGAAGAAGACGAGCCUUUCUUUGAUAUAGAGUUCACUGUACCCGACGAAGAAGAAGAGCAAGAACAAGAAGAACAAAAACCAAACGAGUUUGAGAAUGAACUCGGAUUUACGCUUUCACCUCUAACCAACGAGCAAGUUCAGUUGGAACUGAAUUCCUCUGAACCUAACUCUAAGCCUCAGUUCACCGCCUCGUUCUUGAAAUCCGCCACCAAGCUCCGUGUUUUUAUGUCUGGUUUCAACAAAUCAAAAUCCACCGACUCUACCGCUCAAAAACCAGAGUCGCAGAAAAAGAAACUGUUUACUGUGAAGUUCAAAGUAGAUGAAGUUCCCUUCGGGUCGUUCUUCACCAGAGAUAAUAGCUCCAAAGGAAAAACCGGUGCUGAUAAUAAUAAAGCCUCUGAAAAGAAGAAGAAACAGCACAACACAGAGGAAGAAGAAUCAAAGUUACAUUCACCUUCUUCGGCUUCUUCUGAUGAGAAACUACGCUUCUCAAAGGAAGUAAUGCAGAAAUAUUUGAAAAAAGUUAAGCCUCUUUAUGUAAAAGUUUCUCGAAAGUAUGCGGAGAAGCUCAAGUUUUCUUCUAGCCAGCUCAACUCGUCGCUGGUGAAGAAACCGCCGGCGGAGAAAGUUCGGUCGGAAAAUGGGGGGAACAAUGUGAAAAGUCAGAAACAGGGGACUCUGCCUCUGCCUGCAGGGUUGCGUGUAGUGUGCAAACAUUUGGGGAAGAGCCGUUCGGCCUCGUUGGCGACGGAGGUAGCGACGGUGUCGUCGCAGAGGAGAGAUGAUUCGACGAUGCAGCAACAGGAUGGGAUACAGAGUGCUAUUUUGCAUUGCAAGAGCUCCUUCAAUGCUUCCAAAGAAUGUAAUCCGUUGCAGUCUGAAUCGUCAAGAAAACUUGGAAAUGAGUUGGAAGAUGAGGGAGGGUUUUUGAAAUAG